Molecule: messenger RNA, 1903 nt
Organism: Scomber scombrus (Atlantic mackerel)
Lineage: Eukaryota; Metazoa; Chordata; Actinopteri; Scombriformes; Scombridae
Gene: ikzf2
Product: IKAROS family zinc finger 2
Biological process (GO): regulation of transcription by RNA polymerase II
Molecular function (GO): DNA-binding transcription factor activity; RNA polymerase II cis-regulatory region sequence-specific DNA binding
Source: RefSeq, a predicted model, not a curated record
AUGAGAGAUCACGGGUCCAAAUAGGUAAUUUUGACAUUUUUGUUUCUUUGAAGGGAGGUGGAGACAAUUUACCAACCCCCUCCCUCCGUCCUUGACUGAAAUUACCAACUCGUAUUGCACAGGGGAGACACUAAAAGCACUCCCAAAGCUCUCGAAAUGGAGGCUCCCGAAGACUACUGUGCUAGUAACGGCCAAUGCUCUCCUGGUAAGGAGAAGUCAAGAAUGUCAGUGGAUUUGUCAACACCUAAUGGACAGACUGUUCCUCAGGGUCCUAAUUCCCCCAGUGAACUGAUGAUUAAGCAAGAGGAAGAAACAGGGGAGGAGGCUGAAAACAAAAGUCCAGCACUUGAAGGGCUAGACCAAACAGGGGAGGAGGAGGGAGUAGCAAUGGAGGAAUCCAUGACUGGCAGCCCAAGCAACAUACAUGAUGGAUUGUCUGGUCAGAGUAUGACAGCUGAUGCAGAGAGUCGACAACCUAAUGGUGACAGGCCCUUCCACUGCAACCAGUGUGGCGUCUCGUUCACCCAGAAGGGAAACCUGCUGCGACACAUCAAGCUGCAUACAGGCGAAAAACCCUUCAAAUGCCCCUUUUGCAACUACGCCUGCCGGCGGCGUGAUGCCCUCACUGGUCAUUUGCGCACUCAUGCUGUUGGCAAACCACACAAGUGUAACUACUGUGGACGGAGCUAUAAGCAGCGGACUUCUCUGGAGGAGCAUAAGGAACGCUGCCAUAGUUACCUGCAGAGUAUCGGCUUGGAUCCAACCACUAACACUAGGCCUUACACAGAGUCAAGGCCCAUGGCAACCUUUGAUCGGCCACCUGUUAUUGAAAGACUGCACAGCAAUGUGGGCAAGAGAAAGAGCACCACACCUCAGAAAUUUGUGGGUGACAAGAUCCCACGCCUCAGCUACCCUGAACUAGGCUAUGAGAUGGGCCUCAAGUACGAGAAGAAGGCUGAACUGAUGCCAGCCCACAUGAUGGACCAGGCCGUCAGCAAUGCCAUCACUUACCUGGGAUCAGACACACUUCGGCCCAUGCUCCACCAUCCAGGGCCCCAUCUUUCUAUGGCCGAGGUGGUGCCCAUGGUCAACCCCCUUUUCCAUCAUGUCCCCCCUGAGGCAACGAACGGAUCGCCCAGGAAACUGCAGGUCAAGCAGGCUCAGCCAGGGCAAGAGGAAUCUCCCAACAACAGUGGAGUUGACUCCGCUGACUCAGCUCGCAGCAGCCCUCAGGAGAGGCACAACCGGUUGAGAGAAGCAUCACCCAGAAGUAUGACAGGAAUGGCGACUGGGAUAAUGCGAGUGGCCACAGAGAGGCCUUUAAGUCAUGAAGGGGUGCGGGUGUUUGGAAGAGAAGGCCAGGAGUUGCGGGCCUUCCAGUGUGAGCACUGUCGGGUGCUCUUCUUGGACCAUGUCAUGUAUACCAUCCAUAUGGGUUGCCAUGGUUACAGAGAUCCACUGGAGUGCAAUAUCUGUGGUCACCGCAGCAAAGACCGCUAUGAGUUCUCCUCUCACAUAGUCCGUGGUGAGCACACAUUCCAGUAAGAGGACGGGUAAGAAAGACAAAGAAGGGAAAGGAGCAAUAGCCUGAUAUUCAUUCCUGUCCCCAAACCUCUGAGACUCCACUGUUGAAUGGCACUGUAGACAAGUGUAGCACAAUCAGAGACUUUUUUUAAGCUACUUAGUGUGAGUUUGAACAGUUGAACAAUCAUAUGAAGGUACGGGCCAAAGACACAUUUUAUACAUAUUUAAUUAAGAUGUAUUGUAGAGAAAGGAAUGUGCAUUUUUCUUCUGAAGAUGUUCAUGAAUUGUGUAACAGCAGCUGUCAGAUGACUUUGUCUUCUUGUUUGGAAAUGUCUCCUUUUGUGGUUGUCCCCUUCAUAAUGCUUUUGUUAGUGAAAUA